CGCGAUCUCCGACGAGAAUGAAGGUCUUUGUCGCUUACAUUCGACGCCUGUGGCAGUGAAUGCAAUCUUCUCAGGCGGCGUUUUUUCCCGAAAAGUCUGGCUCCGCGAAGCGCACAACCAUCAGUGCUUUUGACCGGUAUAUGAACGGUGCAUCACAAACAUGCAUCGCCUUGACCUACGCGUCCUUUGUCCUGUGGCAUUCAAGUCCUCGUGGCGCGUCUAUGUCGACAAAAGCGAGUGGUAUAUAAGCCUCAAUGGAAGAGCGCAGUAAGUCAUUGAACCACCCGUCCCCGCUCGACACCGCUCCGCUUCUACAGCCCCCGCAAUGACGACUGUCAGCGACGACUUCAUCGCAUACCUCAAGACGGUCGACCUAUCUACUAGAGUCCUGCCAGAGGCGUCCAUCUCCCCCAUUCUCUCCCCCGACACUCUUCUCAAGCUCCUCCACGCCGAAACAACGCACUGCCGCCUGCCCUUCGAGCCCACCCGUGGCCGGCGCCUCGCCUGCGAGUUCAAGAACUGUGUAUGGACACGAGACCGCAGCUGGAACGAUGUGCUCUACCCCCAACGCGUUUGUAUAGAAGUCGAGGCACAUGUUAAAUACCACCUCAAGAAGCUGGACGAUAACAAGCUGGCGCGCGCGCGCCUGUGGCACGAAGUCCCCCUCAUGCAGCGUAACAGCGAGGGCCUCGAUGUACUCCCCUGCUUCACCCGAUGCUGGUCGUUGGAGACGGUACCAAAAGGCGCGAAGCUCGCCGAGCAUCUGAUGCAGAAACACUAUGAUGGCUAUGCGAUGUACAGCUGCCCGCUGUGCAACAUGGAUUUCGCGCUCGACGCGGAGGAGGGUGUACCGCAACACAUCCGCAAGGAUCUGACCCUGCUAUCCACGAUUCCUCUCCCGAGAAAUCCUCACCCAGCCACCCAAGAUCUAGAAACUGCUCGCGAUGCAAUCGCCCGUCACGAUGCCACCGCCGGUCAUAACGAUGCUACGUUCUCUCAGCCCCAAGCUACUCACGAUCUGCUACAAGACAUGUCCGCCAUCAAGGCGCAAAUCCUCCUGCUCAACCACUACGAACUCGGCUGCCCUGCAAUCAUGCCAAUCCUCGCGCCACGCUGGGAGGAGUUCCCAGACGACGUGAGGGAGCAUCUGGAGCGGCAGCUCAGGCUGCUUGCGCCUAAUGCAUUGGGGCAGCUCGAGACGGUUGCGCCAGAUGCCGAGGUGCACAAGGAGAGGCAGGACGCAACUGAUAGUCAACCAGGAUCGGACGCCUGGGCAGAUUUAUUCGCCCUUUGUGCUGCCUCGUGUAAUUACUCACAAUGACCGUCGCGGAGCAACGUAGAGCAAAAAGUAUACUUCGAUACGGCGUGGAAAUAGAGACUAGAUUCUAGCGAUACAUAGAUAAGGGAUACAAUGUAAUCGACGCGCGCCGCGAUUUGCUUGACUGAAUGGGGACAGCGAAAUUAGGUAGAUACAGUGAUGGUACAGUAAGGAGGCUGGGAGAUAGGAGCCGAGGGACACGUGUAGGGUACACGAGACGCGGCGGCGCGGCGUGGUAGUUAAACACUAAGAAGUCGUUAGUAUACGGAAACGAGCAGAACACCAG
Schizophyllum commune H4-8 is the source of this 1604-nucleotide messenger RNA. RefSeq lists its product as uncharacterized. The record is from RefSeq and is a predicted model, not a curated record. The transcript has a single exon. Bases 326 to 1321 code for a protein of 331 amino acids. Lineage: Eukaryota; Fungi; Basidiomycota; Agaricomycetes; Agaricales; Schizophyllaceae.